This is a messenger RNA of Elaeis guineensis (African oil palm), 818 nucleotides long. RefSeq lists its product as uncharacterized. Lineage: Eukaryota; Viridiplantae; Streptophyta; Magnoliopsida; Arecales; Arecaceae. The record is from RefSeq and is a predicted model, not a curated record.
CCACAAAGAUGAGAUAUAUGGACACCCAUAGAAAACGGAAACUAAAAUAUUCUCCUUACUUUUUAGAAUUCAACAAUCUCUUUAUAUGUGCAAAGGUUCAUUGCCUCUGAUGAUCCCCAACCCUCCGCUCUGGGCCAGCCAUGGCGAGCUACAAGGAGAAGAAUACAUGGAUGGCUGUCCCUCAGUUUGGAGGGUGGGAUCAAAAGACAGGUGCCAUGGAUUAUUCCAUGGUCUUUUCAAAAGCUCGUGCUAAUAGGCAGCAAUACAAGAAUGAGAUAAAGCAAAUAAGCCUUGGAAAUGAAAAGGAGCUCAUGGCAUACCAGCGAUAUGAAACUGGCUCCGAGACGGUUAGCAAAUGUGCAUGGCUUCACUUCAUGAUAAAGAUUGCUAAAGGGUUCAAGGAUCUCAACAUUGAGGCUAAUUCACUUGCAGUUAAAUACUUAUACGCCCAAAAAGAAGAAGCUGAAACGCUAUUUUAGUUGCUUUGCGAUGGGUUGAUUUUCCUGGAUCAAGUCCUUAAUCACGUCAAGUCUGUGCUGAUUGAGGACAGAAAUCCUGUCUUUGUCUCUAUGUGAAGAUCAUAUGCAUGUUCUUAUCAAAAAAAAAAAACAAAAAGAUCAUGCGCAUGUUCCACUUAACUAUGAGUGGCACAAUUAUUCUCCAAAUUUAAAAUAUUUCUCUUAUGAGCAUGUAACCAAAUGACAAUAAUAAUAAAGAUCAGCAAAUAACUCUGCUCAUCAAAUCUUGAAGGAGCAAAAUCGAACUGUUGUUGAGAUGCAUGUUAAAAAUAAAAUUUUGUACUUACAAAUUUCUGAUUU